AUGCAGAUUUCUUGCAUUUACGUCAAGUUGGACGGAAGGAAUCGAGUGCUGAGCCUCCUUCAAUGGACCUUUUACGUCAGCGUCCUCACCUACCAUUACGCCUUACUCUGCAUGUCCACGAUCCAUAUGAUCGACAUCAACAUGGUUCUUUUCUGCCAGAGUACUCAUUUCACACUCUUGGUCCAGUUGACGAUCAUCUUGCUCGUCUGUUUGCAGACCAAGCAUCGGCAGAUGACUCUCUUCCACAAGCUCUUGAUCCACGACUUCUUCGACUAUCAAGAACCUCCUGCGGAAGGUGAUGAUGUCCUGCGAACCUCGAUGGUUCGUGAACGCCGCAUUCUCAGUUCGAUUCCUGUCGCCGUGGCUCUGGCUGCCGGAGCCGUCCUGGUGAUCGCACCCAUCGUGGAUAAGCAGGCAGCUCUCUUCGACUUCGAUACCAUGUCCGAGACGUUUAGCACCCACCUGCCUUACCCGUACGCCAAGUACUUCUACCAGACCAGGGAGGGGUUUAACUACUACUUCGCUUUAGGCGGGCAGUUGAUCAUUGGCGGUCUGCUCACCGUCGUUAUUGGUAGCGGAGGAUUUCUUUUUCUAAACUUGUCGCUGAAUCUUACACUGCAGCUAAAGCUCCUUCAAAACUCCUUGGAUCAGAUAGAAACCAGAGCAGAAAAUAUGUGCCAACGAUUCUUUGGAAAAAUGAAACGCGAUACUACAACGCAAUAUGACGACUACCACUUCGCAUAUUGCUAUGGCGAGUGCCUGAGAAAGAACUUCAAACAUCAUCAGAUUAUUUUGAGGGCUUUUAAUUAUACGGAAGAAAUUGUUUCCAUACCAGUGUUUCUGGCUUAUAUGACUGGUACAAUAGUCAUAGCUCUCAGCUUGAUUUCGGCAGGUUCGGCGGACGAGCUGCCUGGAACAACUGUAGCAUCGAUGGUAUUAUGUGGAGUCGAGAUAGGUUACAUGUUUUUAUUUUCGGUCUUCGGACAACGCUUAGCAGAUUUGGUAAUGCAUUAUUUUAUUAUUAGAAUUAUUAUUAUUAAUUUUCUAAAACAUAUUAUAUAAUUUAGACCAAAACAGCACGUGUGAGAACAUUGAAAAACUCUAUUCAUUUAACGCAAUUAAUCGCACUUUUAUGUAUGGAUCUAGGGUUGUUCAAACAUACAUUUGAGUGCCAUUUAAAAUCAAUAUAAUUAACAGAGAUUCCUUUCAAAAUCAGUUAAAGGUAACAUAGAUAUAGACUUAUAACCAAAAAGUUCAAUUGAACAGUGCGAAUAAAACGACGAAAACACAGACAGGCAUUCUGUACUUAUAAUUUGCUCUAAAGGGAUUACAGCGGUGCACACGCGCGCUAGCCCGCUUGACCAAUC
Messenger RNA from Nezara viridula (southern green stink bug), 1367 nucleotides. Lineage: Eukaryota; Metazoa; Arthropoda; Insecta; Hemiptera; Pentatomidae. The record is from the annotation of a GenBank genome assembly.